CGCUUGUGGAAAACGAGGCUCUGAACAACAAGUGAGCCUGUCAUAAAUGUUGUAACAUUAUGUCUGAAUACAUGGCUGGAGGGUAUCGUCAAUGGUCUGCCGAAGAAAAUGAAGGACCACAAGCCAAACAAAAGUAUAGAUCUUUGAAGAGGAAGCUUAGAUGUCUUUUAUACGAACAAGAAUGUUUUCAAGAAGAGCUAAGAAGACUUCAAAGAAAGUUGCUCAGGGUCAAUCGUGAUAAAAGCUUCUUGCUGGAUAGACUUCUACAGUAUGAACCACCAGAGUUUUCAUCAUCAGAUGAAGAAGAUACUGCAUCAUCUGCUGAUGAAGGCCAGCAUAUGAAGAGUUACUGGAACAGCCAGAUGAGUGCACAUCAUUAUGAUUCAGUGCCACCAAAGAAGCCAUCUAGCAGUUUACAUGGUGCUCCCAGCACGUCUACUCAAGAAACAAAAAGCCAAGUCAAGUCCAAGAAGAAUACAGACAAUGUAGAGAAAGUGAGAUGCAAGCAGAUUGAAAAUGGAAAGCAAUGUUCAAAAAUGGUCAGCCGUAGAGUCAAAUCUGGUCUCUGUUUGGUACACAGAGGUGGGGAUGUCAAACAAGCAAAGUCCACCAAAUCACCUGCACAGCCAAGAGUGAGCAACACUGUUCAGCCAAGAAGUUCCAUGGAUUUUUAUACCCAGCCAAACCCAAUGAUAUCUGGUAUUUCAAACGACCACCUUCCUGCAUCAGCAUCAACAGGCAUCCAGGAUGAAAUCUAUUCCAUAUCAAACAUACACCAUGACAGCCCUGCUACAGAUUCUCAUGCCUCAUCCGAUUUCCAUAGUAACAUCUACGAAGGAGAUGACGAUCUUGUCAUAGAUCUGCCGGAGUAAGGUCAUCCUAGACUGACAUCAUUCAUUCCAAGUCUCUUACUAGUUUCUCACAUCAUUGGCAUUACUGGGAAUAUUAUCGACGGGAAUGAAUAUCAACAUAUCCGAACAUUUUGAAAACAUUUCGAAAAUUCUUCAAAAGAAGGACCGUCCAAGAACGCAGUUUUGUGCCCAUAAUUUCGCGAGUUCCUGAGCUAGUUCCUGAAUUUAGAAUUUUCAAAAUAUUGAUACUUGUCGUGACCAGGUCUAAAACCGCUUCAAAUAAUCGUUACCUUAACAAUUCUUAUUAGACACUUUCUUAUGUUACAAUAGUUUUGUAAAUAUUUAUUUAAAAUAGCUGUCUCAUUUG
This is a messenger RNA of Rhopilema esculentum, 1218 nucleotides long. RefSeq lists its product as uncharacterized. Gene Ontology annotation, cellular component: Ino80 complex; nucleus. Gene Ontology annotation, biological process: chromatin remodeling. The record is from RefSeq and is a predicted model, not a curated record. Lineage: Eukaryota; Metazoa; Cnidaria; Scyphozoa; Rhizostomeae; Rhizostomatidae.